ACGGCUUGUAUGGUUUUCGUGAGAUGCGUUUACUGAGUAAAGAAGAAAGUUGGCAUCUUCUUCGUGAGAAGGUGUUUGGCAAAGAAGGAUUGUGCUCUUACAAACUCGAGAAAGCUGGUAAGAAGAUUGCCGAGAAAUGUGAGGGACUUCCUCUUACAAUCGUGACAGUUGGCAAAGUCCUAUUGGAAGCUGAGAACAAGACUUGGGAGUACUGGAACGAGGUUGCGGAGAAGCAAAACUCUGUUUUCGUGGAUGCGUAUGAACAAAUGUAUGAGGUACUAUUUCGAAGCUACGAAAACUUACCCCAACAUUUGAAAUUGUGCUUUUUGUAUAUGGGAGUUUUCUUGGAAAAACACGAGAUAAUCCGAUCAAAGCUAAUCGAUUUGUGGAUAGCUGACGGGAUUCUUGAAUCGUACUUUUACGGUAGCGAAUAUUUGGAGAAGCUUGUUUCGAGUAGUGUUGCUAUGGCUCUUAAACAAAGCUAUAACGGUCAGACGAAAACUUGUAGCCUCCAUUCUACCUUUUGGUACUUGUGUAACAAAGAAGCUGCGAAGAGCAAGUUUUUCUACGCCUUAAAUAGUAUUGACGAUGCUUUAGAAGAAGGUGGUAUAGAAAGUCAGCGCAGAUUGUGCGUUCGCAAUAACGUUUUAUUCGGCAUCAAAGAUGUGUACGACUUUGUGGGGUCCAUUUCUACGGUACGUUCUCUCCUAUGUACUGGUCUGUAUCAUCAAUUUCCGGUGCCAAUAUGUUUUGAUUUGAUAUUGCUAAGGGUACUCGAUGCUCUUACGAUCCGUUUCUAUGAGUUUCCAUUAGAAGUAGUGAAAUUAGUUCAACUAAGGUACCUUGCCCUCACUUCUAAUGGAGAACUUCAUUUUUCCAUAUCCAAGCUUUCGAGCCUUGAGUACUUGAUUGUACAUCGACAUUUGGAUAUUGUAAAAUCGGACAAGGAUUCGUCGUAUUUGCCUAAGGAGAUAUGGGAUAUGAAAGAAUUGAAGUAUCUUCACGUAAUGGGAAGUGACAUACCAAAUCCCUGGGAAAAAGAAUCUCUCUUACCAAACCUCGUAACACUCUUAGACGCAAGUCCUCAAAGUUGUACUAGAGCCGUUCUUGAAAGAAUGCCUCGUCUUAAGAAACUAGGAAUUCGAAUCGAAUCGGACGGACCCUUUAGCUUCUUCGAUCAUAUUUCACAUCUUCGUGAACUAAGAUCACUCAAAUGUGUAGUUGCAAAUCCCUUUCUAGAAUCGAAUCGGACGAGUCUUUUAGCUCCCCUUUCGAUCUUUUCAUCGUGUCUUAAAAAGUUAUCGAUGAGUGGCUUUGGAUAUUCUUGGGAAGAGAUGAAGACGAUUGGUUUGCUGCCGAAUCUUGAAGUGUUGAAAUUGAGAUGCUACGCCUUUCGAGGGGUAAAAUGGGAAACUCGCAAAGACGGAUUUGCGAAGCUUAAAUUUCUUUCGAUUGAAGACACUGAUCUGGUGCAGUGGACCGUCGAACGUGGGAGUUUACCGUUGCUGCAGUUCUUGAGCAUUAAGCACUGCUACAAACUGAAAGAGAUCCCUCGGGUAAUUUUAUCAACUCUUAGAAAGAUUGAAUUAGUUGAUUGCAGCAGUUUGGUUGUGAGGUGUGCAAAGGGAAUAACAGAGGAGCUUCUGGAGAAAAGAUAUGACCUUCUUGAAAUUAAUGUCCUUUCUUCAUGGGAUGAUGUAAAGGUGUAAGUUGUAACCAAGAAUGAAGUUGUUCACUGCAGCAACUUAGUUUUUUUUUUUUUUUUUCUUUCUUUCUUUUUUGGUGUUUGUUUUUAUGUCUUGGCCUAAAUACAUUUUUUUCUUAAUGGUUGGAUUGAUAUGAUGUAUUUAAGUAAUUAUGGUUGAUGUUCAUUGC
Messenger RNA from Erythranthe guttata (spotted monkey flower), 1875 nucleotides. NCBI's taxonomy places the organism in Eukaryota, Viridiplantae, Streptophyta, Magnoliopsida, Lamiales, Phrymaceae. The record is from RefSeq and is a predicted model, not a curated record.